Magallana angulata is the source of this 1556-nucleotide messenger RNA. RefSeq lists its product as uncharacterized. The record is from RefSeq and is a predicted model, not a curated record. The transcript has 4 exons. Bases 24 to 1394 code for a protein of 456 amino acids. Lineage: Eukaryota; Metazoa; Mollusca; Bivalvia; Ostreida; Ostreidae.
GUUCAAGUCAAUACAACAACUGAAUGGGUUCCUGUUUAAAGAUCAUGUAUGCGCAAUACAUACUACUGAUAUAUGUGUCAGCCGGUAAUGACGUUAUGAAAUUCAUGCUGCCAUUAAAACACCGGUUAGUCUUCACACUGUGUUUUGUGAUAAUUCAAUUAGGAUUUCUUAUAUAUUUCACUUCGCUUAUUGAUCCAAACUAUGGAAAGGAUAGCAGAGUACGUUUCAAAAAUGAAUAUAAUACCGAAACUCAAAGACUUAAAAAUAUACUUCAUGGGAUGCAGAAACUGUUGACUUUGGUACACAGGAAAGCAAACGUUGGAAACAGCCGGGAGGAGUCUUGUGAUAUUGAAACAGCUCUAUUAUUUUUGAAAAACAAUAAUGUGUCCGAAACAGUGUUCACUAACACAUUUGAAGAUGUCACACCUUUAGGGGGUACAGACUGGGGCUUUAGAACACACAUACCUUGUUCAAACAAAUCCUCAGCGGUUAAUGACGCCGGUAAGGAAGUGCCUCGGAGACAGUUUAUACCUUCGUGUUUCAAUGAUUACGUGACAUUAGAAGUGAGAGAAAACUUUAAUGAGUCUUUGCCAUUAUUUAAGUUUCCUGAUACGUGUCUCAAAAAAAUUAUAGAUAAAUUUUGUACCACACCUUUCUUAGUUCCAAAUAUUAUACACUAUAUAUGGUUGGGAAAAGGGAUAUUUGAUUUCAUGUAUUUUGUAAGCAUCUUAAGUGGACAUAAAAAACAACGUCCUUGCUUAAUAUUUCUGUAUUACGACACGUUACCCUCGGGUGAAUGGUGGAAUCUUUUACUCCUGCAUGUGCCUAAUAUCAUACCAGUAAAUGUGACUCCUCCAUCAGAAAUAUCAAACCAGAAGAUCCUGUAUGUACAGCACAAGUCGGACAUACUUAGGCUUCAAAUUCUCACAGAGUAUGGAGGGAUUUAUCUUGAUACCGACCAACUGCUGCUUACAUCCUUAGACAAGUUCCGGAACAGAGAGUGCACCAUGGGAAUGGCGGCGGACGGUUAUCUUGGAAGUGCGGUGAUUAUCGCUCGUAAAAACUCGGCAUUUAUCAAAAAAUGGAUGGACAGCUACUCUGCUUACAAGCCAAACGCAUGGGGAGAAAACUCGGUAAUAAAUGCAACCAAACUGGCCAAACAGAACCCGGAUCUCAUUCAUACAGAAAAACAUUACUGUUCAUUUUAUCCACAUCCUAACUAUCUAUCUAGGCAAAAUUACAAAUGGUCACAUAGCUAUGGACUCCAUAUAUACAAGCCAGGACGUGUGGAACAGUUGAAACAGUUAAACUUCUCCAGCAUAAGAAAACUGAACAAUACGCUUGGGGCUGCUUUCCGGUUCGUUCUAUUUGAUAAUAAAGAACUAUGUUUGUAAUUUUCAAUUUAUAAUUUUCAAACUUUCAAAGCACACAUAUACAACUUUUUAUUACUAUUCAAAAGUGUUUUGUUAGAGCACAAUCUAUGUGAUUUUAAGUGUACCGAUAUAAUUUAUAUGAAAAUUAAACACGAUUAAAUGUUACAAAUACUAAAUAAAAUA